GCCUCUCUAACUUGACAGUGUUGGUGUUUGCGGGUGCUGAAACGCGGUGGACAGCAGCAGCAGCAGCCGGAUAAAAAUCUGCAAAGAUGGCCUCGGCAACAGCAACCUAUGGACAGAAAGAGUCUUCGGACCAGAACUUUGACUACAUGUUCAAGAUCCUCAUCAUUGGCAACAGCAGUGUGGGGAAAACCUCCUUCUUGUUCCGCUACGCCGACGACUCGUUUACGCCGGCGUUCGUCAGCACGGUGGGGAUUGACUUCAAGGUGAAGACCAUCUACAGGAACGACAAGAGGAUCAAACUACAGAUCUGGGACACGGCGGGUCAGGAGCGUUACCGCACCAUCACCACGGCUUACUACCGAGGAGCCAUGGGCUUCAUCCUGAUGUACGACAUCACAAACGAAGAGUCCUUCAACGCUGUCCAGGACUGGUCGACUCAGAUUAAGACAUACUCGUGGGACAACGCCCAGGUGCUGCUGGUGGGAAACAAAUGUGACAUGGAGGAUGAGAGGGUGGUGAGUGCAGAUAGAGGCCGGCAGCUCUCAGAACACCUCGGUUUUGAGUUCUUUGAGGCGAGCGCGAAGGACAACAUCAACGUGAAGCAGACCUUUGAGCGCCUUGUCGAUAUCAUCUGUGAAAAGAUGUCUGAGAGCCUGGAUGCCGGCGAUCCCGCCGUGACGGGGGCCAAACAGGGGCCCCAGCUGACAGAGCAGCCUGCCCCUCCCCACCAGGACUGUGCAUGUUAAAGCUGACUCGUUUCCCACGCCCCUUUCCCCUGCUGUGUUUCCCCCCCUGUACUUCUUUAGCCGGACCCCAGGUCCUUGGAUCCUUACUUCAGCAUCCUGUUCACUCCUCUUUCUGCUUCUUUGUUGUUUGGCUGAUGACCACGAGAGAAGGGCUGGAAAAGAGUCAGAAAUGCUGCGAGCAGGUGGGGUUCCCCACGUUUUAAUUGCGUUUCUGUUGAGUUUCUCCGCAAACAGGAGACUUAAAGGUGUCUUCAUGAGUGCAGGUGUUGAUCGGAUGCCAAAGUAAAACCAGUAAAACCAGAGCAUCUCUGACUCUUUGCAGCCUUGGCUCCCCCUGGUUUCCCUGAUCUUCGUUAUGGUUUUACAAGAAGGAUUUGACGGCAAGCAUCCUCAGAGUGCCAUUUAAAUCCUUCCAAAGUUUACAGUUCUUUGUUUCAUGUCUUGAAGAGAUGAAAGCCUUGGGUUUGGUCCACUGUGGAGUUAUGCAGGUGUUACGACCCAAUACAAUUGAUGUAUAACAUUUCAGAUCCGUCAUAUAUCAUUCAUUUUGUAUUCUUACCUAUUUAAACUUGAAAACUGCAGGAAUUAGCAAUCAUGAGCUUUUCCACGGCUCCCCUGAGCAUCUUUCAUCACCCUUUUUUACACCUUUGUUCCUUCUGGAAAUUUUACUUUGUAUUUUCUGGCCUUGUUCUUUUCAUAACUUAAACCACAGAGAAAGAGAGAGUUAAAAAAUAGACAAGGUGAAUAUGAGAGGGGGGGAAAAAACUAUUUAAAUGAAUAGAAAUUUUUUAUUUUAAUUAUAUUUAUUUCAGAUGUACAUAUAAAUGUUGUGCAAUAUAUACAUAUACAUAUAAUAUCUACAGGUAUGCACUUCUGGAGAAACAUUUUAAAAAGUAUGAUGUACUGCAAGAAUAGUGUUGGAAAAAAAAGGUGUUUUGUUGUAGGAUUUGUUUGUUUGCUCCUCAGGGAGUUACUGUUUCCCUGCUUUUGGCUCCUUUUAGGAGUGAUGCAAUUUUGAAACUUUUAUUUCAGACCAGAGAGUCAGGAUUGCAAAUUGCAUACCUAGAUUCCUAUGUCACUAUAAUUCUUUUACAAAAAACCCGAUUGAAAUCAAGAUAUUAAAAUCAUCGCAAGCAGACAGGGCUUGAAAGCACCCGGCAGAGUUUGAUGGUGGGACGUUCAGGAUAAAUCAGCUAUAACCAUAAUGUCGCACUAAUCCUGGAGUAAGACCGUUAUGCUGUUUUAGAGCUGGAUUUUAACCUUAAUAAAGUGACACUAAAAGUUUUUAAAGAUAAUUUCCGAGACACAAGGUUGUCUGGUUUGUCGCUGAGAUUGUAAGCGUUAUGACUGUUUGUCAUUUUAUUGAUAACUGUGUAGAAAAAAACAAACUCACUUUCCAAACAGCUUUGUGCUUUCUGAACCAUGGGGAGAUGGAUUUUAAGGAGAAAAUUAACAUUGUUGCUCAUUUUAUGUUAUUCUGCUUUCAUAUCGGAGGAAACAGAAGGAGAGAAUUGUGUUGACUGACUUUGUUGUUGUCACAGGAUAUGUGUUUGUAACAUUUGUGCUAUUUAUUUGGUAUUAGUCCUAGACAGGUGGGACACUACAGCAUGCUCCUUCUGCGAUGACGUUGCUAAAGUUACCAACUUUGUAUUUUCUCUUCAGAGAAAUCAAACCUAAAUAAAUCAAAUUAGGAAUUUAAUUUGUAUUUUUUUUUCUUUUUUUUUUGAUGUUUAUAAACUAAAAACAAAAGAGUUGCUUGGCAUCCCCUGGUAAAGAUGUAGAAAAAGGCAUUAGAGUAUCAUUUUGGGGUUUUGGAUUGUUUUUUUAUAGUUACAGCAGACAUGAACAUGUUCAAGUGAAGCGCUUUUUCCUUUCGGUAAUUCUCUGAUAUACAUUAUAAAUAUGAACACACAUCUGCCUUAACUACACUGUAUGUUCACUUGUCUUUCCUGUUUUGAAUAUUGGCUAAGUGAAACAGGCCUAUGUGUUCUAUCAUAUUUAUAUUAAACAUGCAGCAAAAUGAGAUUUAAUUAUCUGAUUUUGUAAAGCUCUGACCUCUUGGUACCAUUUCAGGUGAUUCUUUUAAUUAACACUAGUUUCAGCAUAAACUGAAACAUUUACUGUCCCAACAACCAAAUGUUUCAGGUAAAAUAUAGCUAAAUGUUUCUCAAAACCGCUAAAAAUAUUCAGAGCAAUCAAGUCAUGGAGUUUAUGAGACUGGGGUAUUCAUAACUAAAAUCCAAAUCGGAUUAAUUAAAACACAUCUCCUACCUACAGGGAAGAUUAUAAAGUUUUUCUUUUUGUUUUAUUUUGCCGACAUCAAAAUGCUGACGAUCGCCAAAUGACAAAAUAUAUUUUUUUUAUAGUAUCUAAUUUUAAAGUGUGCAACUUAGUAACUGAGAGGGAAAAUACCAAAUUUUAUGUUCUAGAUUGAAAAAUAAUAUGUUUCCCCCAUUUAAUAUAAUAUAGGAUCUUGACUUCCUCGAUCAUUCCCUGGACUUUUGCAAAGAUCUAGAAAGAGCAAAUGAGUAUCGUAUUCCUUUUUAAUCUGCUUAAUUGGUGCUCGUUAUGCUUCAGUUCACAUCUACAGGUGUUUUCAAUAUAUGAAAAUAUAGAAAAGGCCACUUUCUGUUGUGAAGGUUUAUUAACCUUUUAUAUCAGGAGCAGUCUGUUUUAAUAGUUUUUCAGAACCAAAACAAAACAGUCUUUAGCAUCUUGUAAAAGCAUUUAGCAUGAUCGUUGUGGCUAACAUUACCAACAGCAGUAACUGUGUGUAGUUCCUGUAGAGUCCACAUUUACUAAUGCUGCAUGUUCCAUGACAAACAGAAUUGGACUCAAUAAAAGGGUAAAAUAGAGUAACCUUGUUAUAAUACGUUCAGCUUCCUUUUAACUGCUUAUUUUCAACUCUGUGUUUAUAAGUAACAGCCUGAAUUAUAGCCAACAUGCCUAAGUACCGAACAUAAUUUCCUCUUGCUAAUGCUAACACCUCGGUUAUACUGAAAACAGUUGACUUAAUCGUCUCCCUUCAGUAACAACUUCAACACUGAAGAGUGUUGUCAGCACGAUCUUUUUGUGCUUAUAUGGUGCUUUUAUCGAUCAGCAAAUACGUUGGGUUUUGUGUUUACGAGGCCGAUCACUUAAACUGACCAUCACUAGUCGAUUUGUCGGUACAAAUCUAAUUCAUACACCCAGUGAAAAAGGAAGUCAUGGAUUCUUUACAAAAUACUCUUGAGUCUGCGUAAAUUGUAGAUGCUUCAGUUACUUGUGUUUUAAAGUAAUUGGGAGGGAGUAGUGUCAUUAACUGGGUAAAAAACAGUUACACAUCUUUACCAGGGGUGUCAAUAAUUGUGAAAGAGGUUGAACUCAACAAGUCUGGGCAGGAAUCAAACCCGUAGCAAGAGGGACCAGUCAGAACCUUCAUUGGUUUUCUGUCUCACAUUAGAAAACCUCGGCUUAAACUAAAUCAAUGCACACAUUUAACGACUCGUUUUUGCUGUUGCUCACAUCUGCAGGAGGCUUGAUCGACUGCAGUAACUCAAGGGGCUGAAAGGGAUACUUUUCCCAUUUCAGCAUCUGUACAGAAACUCUAUCAGAGCAGCACUGCUGGACUCUCACAGGGUGUAAAUGUUUGUCUGUUUUUUUUUUUUAGUUUCAGCUGGUUAAAUGUUGCAAAGGAUAAAAAAGGUGGAGGCAGAGCAGGCAGCUUGAACAUGCUGGUCUAAAAAACUCUACUAUUCGAAAAGUCAACACAGUGACGCUUUUAUGGGCGCGCCCUUCCUCAGAAAGUAUUUACACACUCGAUUAACUACAAGCCAAGACCGGUUUUCUGGUAUUUUCUUCAUUUGAUUAUGGAUCUGUAGAAGCGGCUUACUGUUUUUGGCCCGUAAAGCCGGACAAAGAGUGACAGACGAGUUUUAUGGGUUUAGAAAUGCAAUAAAACAAGUUUUGGCAGGAAAAAAAAACACCUAAGAUGAGGUUGUCAAUGAACUGAGAUUGCAAAAAAAAACAACAACUUUGAAAACUGAAAAAAAUCUAUAGUACUAAAAUAGACUUGAUAAUGUCAGUGUUUUUGUUUCAUUUUAAGAGCAUCUGAAAUAACAGCUAAAGUUCCAGAAAAUGGAUUCAAUGCAUUUUUUUCCCUGUGAAUAUUUUUACUUCUUACUGGUUGUGACUGUUUUGAGUAAAAUCCAAACUGAUAAAACUGUUCUCCUUUCUAAUACGUCUUCCUCUCCAUAUAAACCGUCACCUGUAAAUACUGUACCUUUCAGUCAUGCGCGUGGAUUGUGUCGUGUCGACUCAGGCUUGCAUACAAAAACAAAGGAGUUAAAAAAGCAAAAGCCCUGAAUCCCCCCCCCCCCCCCCCC
Molecule: messenger RNA, 5110 nt
Organism: Fundulus heteroclitus (mummichog)
Lineage: Eukaryota; Metazoa; Chordata; Actinopteri; Cyprinodontiformes; Fundulidae
Gene: rab3ab
Product: RAB3A, member RAS oncogene family, b
Exons: 5
Coding region: 87-746 (219 amino acids)
Biological process (GO): protein localization to plasma membrane; axonogenesis; protein secretion
Cellular component (GO): plasma membrane; synaptic vesicle; axon
Molecular function (GO): GTP binding; GTPase activity
Source: RefSeq, a predicted model, not a curated record